Aspergillus welwitschiae is the source of this 4740-nucleotide messenger RNA. RefSeq names its product thiolase-like protein. NCBI's taxonomy places the organism in Eukaryota, Fungi, Ascomycota, Eurotiomycetes, Eurotiales, Aspergillaceae. The coding region runs from base 1 to 4740 and encodes 1579 amino acids. Gene Ontology annotation, cellular component: fatty acid synthase complex. The record is from RefSeq and is a predicted model, not a curated record. The transcript is spliced from 6 exons. Gene Ontology annotation, molecular function: 3-oxoacyl-[acyl-carrier-protein] synthase activity; fatty acid synthase activity; 3-oxoacyl-[acyl-carrier-protein] reductase (NADPH) activity. Gene Ontology annotation, biological process: long-chain fatty acid biosynthetic process.
AUGGCACCCAAGGAGAAGAUGCAUCCCCGGGUCCAGCGGGAGCUGGCGUACGUGUUGUUGACGGAACUUCUUGCGUACCAGUUUGCUUCACCGGUCAGGUGGAUUGAAACACAAGACGUCGUGCUCCAGGAACAAAAGGUUGAUCGGCUGGUUGAGAUUGGACCUGCUGAGACUUUGCUUGGCAUGAUAAAGAAGACAUUGGGAGCAAAGUACCAAGUACAUGAUGCUGCACUUGCCAUCCAACGAGAGAUCUGGAGUCAUAAGAAGAAUGCACGAGAGAUAUACUAUGAAUUGAACGAUGCCGAGAUCGUACCAACCCAAACAGGCAAGGAGACAUCCACGCCCGCUGCACAGCCCUCACAGCCCACCCCUAUCACACUCCCGGAGGCAGCUGAAACCGCCACGCCCCAGCCAGUACCAGUGCGGCAAUCCCCUUCCAGCAUUGAAGACACCCCGAUAGCAGCACUCGACAUUAUCGUCGCCCUGAUCGCACACAAACUGAAGAAGCCGUUGCAAGACAUUGACUUGAGCCAAACCAUCAAGAAGCUGGUCGGAGGCCGAUCCACCCUAGAGAAUGAGAUCGUCGGAGACCUCGGCGCCGAGUUUGGCUCCAUUCCAGACGCCCCCGAAGAUACUCCCCUGUCGGAGCUCUCUCAAUCCAUCGAAGCUCAAGGUUCAUGGAAGAAAGGCCUAGGCAAGACCACACAGACCCUUGUCAACCGAAUGGUGUCGGCAAAAAUGCCUGCGGGUCUGGGGUCAGGCGAAGUACGAGCUCACCUGCUUAACAAAUAUGGCAUACAGACAACCCGCCAGGAUGCGGUUCUGCUGCGCGCCGCUGUGCAGCAGCCCUCUGCAAGACUCCCAGAUACUAGCGCUGCUCAUGCUUUUCUUGACGACAUCGUCCAACAGUACGCUCAAUAUGCGAAGAUUGAUCUGUCUGCUAUAGGAGCUUCGUCUGAUGGGGCUGGCACAUCAUCUGGGCCAGUUGUGGUAGACCAGACUGCCGUCAAGGCACUGACCAAGACUCAGGACGACCGGGCCCAAGCCAUGCUGGAGUUGUAUGCAAAGUUGCUUGGGGUAGACCUGCAGGCUGGACACAAGGCCAGCAACAAAGCAGCAGAAAUUAUAGCAGAGCUACAGGACGAGCUGCAGCUCUGGAUUUCGGAGCAUGGUGAGGUUUACGGUUCGGGUAUCAAGCCUAUGCUAUCCGUGGCCAAAGCCCGCAGGUACGACUCGUUUUGGAAUUGGGCGCUACAAGACACUGUGGACCUGUUUCACCGGAUCCUGGCCGGGACCAUUACGCUAACUGGCCGCGAGGUGGAAACCAUCAUGGGCCGUAUUGCUCGGAAGUCCAAUCCAAAACUCGUGCAGAUGCUAGAAUACCUGGAGACACAGUGCCUGAAGCUUCGAAACCCGCGAGCGGUUCAUGCCCGCGAUGUCCUCCAUCAAUUGCGGCUGGCAUGCAACCCGCAGUUAUCGGAUGCUCAGCCAUUGGCUGCGCACGGGUUGAUGAUUGACGCACCGAAGACAACCAUUGACAGCCAAGGAAGAAUUCAUUAUAUGGAGGUUCCUCGUGCCACCGUCGAUGCCGCACCACCGGCUACCCUCACAUCACUGGGGAGCCAGGGUUGGGAAACCCGAGCGGACUUGACUGCAGCCUUCAUGGCGACUCUCCGCCAAACGGACCACGAGUGUCUUUCGUUCUCAGACGCAGAGGUGCUUGUCAUUGGUGCGGGACGGGAUUCCAUCGGCACCGAAAUUGUCCGCGGCCUCCUGAGGGGAGGUGCUCGGGUACUCGUAACGACCAGUAGCUACUCGCUCGCGACAACACGAUUGUAUCAGCAAAUUUAUGCCGAAGAAGGCGCUCGUGGAUCGCAGCUUGUUCUUCUGCCGUUCAACCAGGCGAGUCAGCAAGACCUUGAGUCCCUGGUGUCUUACAUCUAUGAAUCCGACAAAGGGCUCGGAUGGGAUCUGAGCCAUGUUGUUCCAUUUGCAGCCAUUCCGGAAGGUGGCCGGCAAAUUGAGGAUAUUGACUCUAAGUCCGAGUUGGCCCAUCGUAUCAUGCUGACAAACACAAUCAGGUUGCUAGGGGCAAUCAAGAAGCAGAAGCAGGCACGAGGAUUCGACAGUCACCCUGCACAGUCAUGGGGUACAUAUCUUUCAAUCUGCGGUGCUGUUAUCGGCUGGACGCGCGGAACCGGACUCAUGAGCGCCAAUAAUGGUGUUGCGGAAGAUAUUGAGAAGAUGGGAGUGAGGACGUUCUCCCAGGUCGAAAUGGCCUACUACAUCCUUGUCCUUAUGUCAUCUCCAAUUGCAACCGAAUGCGAGGUGACACCAGUGCAGGCAGACCUAAGUGGUGGCAUGGGUCACUUCCCGAAUUUCAAAGAGACGGUUGAUUCCAUCCGGCAGAAACAGAAGGAAACCAGUGAAAUCCGAGACGCCUUAGCAAAGGAGGAAGCCUUUGAGCGCGCUGCCCUUGGACAGCCAUCGGAAGAAGAACCGCAGGUACGGGAACAAAAGGCCAAGCUUGCGCUCGAGUUUCCUCGUCUACCUGACUACCAGACCGAGCUUCUUCCUCUCGCUGGUCAGUUGCGCGGAAUGGUUGAUCUCGACCGCGUGGUCGUCGUCACCGGUUUCUCUGAAGUCGGACCACACGGCAACGCCCGGACACGCUGGGAGAUGGAGGCAUUCGGGGAGUUCUCGCUGGAGGGCUGCAUUGAAAUGGCUUGGAUCAUGGGUCUGAUCAAGCAUCACAAUGGACCUCUCAACGGGAAUCCGCAUUACCAUGGUUGGAUCGUCGCAGCGACCAAGGAGCCUAUUCGCGAUAUCGAUGUAAAGAAGCGGUUCGAAGAGCACAUCCUGGCACACACCGGCAUUCGACUCAUUGAGCCAGAGAUCAACGAUGGUUACGAUCCUUACAAGAAGAAAUUCUUGCAGGAAGUGGUUCUCGACGAGGACAUGCCUCCGUUUAAGACGUCCAAGGAGACCGCAGAGCAACUCCGACUGGAGCACGGCGAUAAGGUUGAUGUCAUCCCCGAAGGCGAAGAGUACACCGUCCGCCUACUCAAGGGAGCUUGCCUGAUGAUCCCGAAGGCCCUUCGAUUCGACCGGGCAGUGGCUGGCCAGAUUCCGACCGGCUGGGACGCCCGUACUUAUGGGCUUACCGAGGAUCUCGCCAGUCAAGUGGAUCCAGCCACAUUAUAUGCUCUUAUUGGAACGGUGGAAGCACUUUUGAGUGCAGGAAUCAGUGACCCAUUCGAGAUAUACCAGUAUUUGCAUGUGUCGGAAAUCGGCAAUUGCAUUGGCUCUGGCUUGGGAGGCGUCAAGGCACUCCGAAAGCUGCAUAAGGACCGCUUCGUGGAGAAACAGGUUCAAAAUGACAUUCUGCAGGAAUCAUUCAUCAACACCACGGCUGCAUGGAUUAACAUGCUCUUGCUGUCCUCCACCGGCCCUAUCCGUACCCCGGUCGGCGCUUGCGCCACCUCGAUCGAGUCGCUCGAAUCCGGCUACGAGACUAUCGUCUCCGGCAAAGCCAAUAUGUGCCUUGUUGGUGGCUUCGACGACUUCUCCGAGGAUGUGUCGUAUGAGUUCGCGAAGAUGAAGGCCACGGUUAGUAGCGAGGCAGAGUUUGAAAAGGGUCGUGAUCCCAGCGAGAUGUCGCGACCGGCUGCUUCCACCCGUGGUGGAUUCGUCGAGUCUCAAGGCAGUGGUAUCCAGGUGAUCACAUCCGCCCAGCUGGCAUUGGACAUGGGCCUUCCCAUCCAGGGCAUUGUCGCAUGGGUCGGAACUGCUAGUGACAAGAUUGGGCGUUCUGUUCCUGCUCCCGGAAAGGGUCUCUUAACGAAUGCACGCGAGGCACGACACCGAGCCCCACUGAAUAUGUCGCUCCAGCACAUCAAGGAACGCGUCGACAUGGAGGUGGACAUUGCUGAGGCAGAACUGACCGACCUCAAGCGCAGCCCUAGCCCCUACGCGGAAGAACGCAUUGAAGAGAUCAACGAACGCCUCCGCUACGUACGCCGGGAAGCCCGGGUCCAAGAGAAGGAUGCGUUGAACACGUUUGGUAAUCAUUUCUGGAAGAAUAGCCCGGAGAUUUCUCCGCUACGCGGUGCUCUAGCAACUUGGAACCUAACUAUCAACGACCUGGAUGUGGUCUCAUUCCACGGGACAUCCACCGUGUUGAACGAGAAGAACGAGACGAACAUGAUUAGCCAACAGCUGCAUCAUCUGGGUCGGACGAAGGGUAAUCCUGCAUUAGGAAUCUUUCAGAAGUAUCUUACUGGACACUCAAAGGGUGCUGCAGGAGCGUGGAUGCUCAAUGGUGGCCUACAAGUGCUCAACACCGGCUUGGUUCCAGGCAACCGCAAUGCAGACAACAUCGACGCAGCCCUGCAGAACGACUAUUUAGUCUACCCCAGUCGCAGCAUACAGACUACAGGUGUCAAGGCCUUUUCGGUAACAUCUUUCGGGUUCGGACAGAAAGGAGCGCAAGCCUUGGGUGUUCAUGCCCGCUAUCUCUUCGCCACGCUGGACCAGGAGACCUAUGACGCGUAUCGGGUCCGAGUUGAAGCUCGACAGCGCCGGGCGCAGCAGCAUUUCCGGUUUGGCAUUGCACACAAUGCUGUCUUCUCUGCUAAAGAGGCACCGCCAUACCGGAAUGAUCAAGAGUUCCGCAUUCUGCUGGAUCCGGAGGCGCGUUUGACCGACAAUGGCCGGGGGCAGAUGGAAUAUGCGGAGUAA